Molecule: messenger RNA, 1824 nt
Organism: Miscanthus lutarioriparius
Lineage: Eukaryota; Viridiplantae; Streptophyta; Magnoliopsida; Poales; Poaceae
Source: the annotation of a GenBank genome assembly
AUGCAGGAGGACAGUCGCAGCCCCGCCGCGGCAGUGCACCAUGGCCAGCCACCUCCCCGACAUGCUGCGCUGGUCGUCGUGCUAAGCGAUGCUGGUGGGGUUGACGAGUUGUUCUUCGGAGUUGAGGGUAUCGCGAAAGGAUUACGCGCGGGUUCUAUUGUAUUGAUUCGUUCGACAUUGCUGCUUAGCCAGUUGGAGAAGCUGGAGCAGAAGUUUACAGAUGAGAAGGAUGUCUUCCUUCUGGAUGGAUACAUUUUCAGUGGUUUAUCUGAUGAACUAAAGCAACAGAUUAUUAUUGUUGCAUCUGGGAGACAGGACGUAUCAGAAAGAGCUAGAAAGUUUUUCCAUAGCCUAUACAAUACCGUUUACUUUGCUGAAGGUGAAUUUUGCACUAGCAGCAAACUUAGGGUGGUGAAUGAUUUGCUGGAGGGCAUUCAUUUUGUUGCGUCUAUUGAAGCAAUGUAUCUUGGUGUUCGAGCUGGGAUUCAUCCAUCAAUUAUCUAUGACAUAAUAUCGAAUGCUGCUGGGAGCUCAAGGAUAUUUGUGGAGUUAGUUCCAAAACUUCUGAGUGGGGAUCCUUUGCUUAUUGAUUUUCUAAACUCAGCAAGGAAAAAUGCACUCGGUGGGGGAUGGAAGGAGGCAGAAUUGGUUGACGGGAAAGGUGGAGGGGCUAGAGGUGCUCACCGGCACGUGCUUGAGGUCACGGAGAGGCCAGUUGAGCUCCAUGGGCAACAAUGGCUGCCGACGGAUCUGAACAGAGGAAACAGAGGUGAGAGGGAAGAACGCCGGUUGCUCCGGCCGCCUGAUCAGCUUCGUGCUAAAGGUCAUGACGCCGUCGACCGACCGCCGCCUGAUCAACUUCUUGAUCUUCUUCAGGAUGGAUUUGAGCGCCAGCCCAGAGAUGACGCCGGCGACGGACCCCACCACGAAGCCGAUGAUCCAGUGCACCAGGGUUCAUAUGCCUUGAUUGGGUUCAGCGAUGAUGGUUCAUAUGCCUUGAUUGGAUUCAGCGAUGAUGGUUCAUAUGCCUUGAAUGAUUCUGCUAGGGUUGAUUUUUGUUGCGUGCUAGGUUUCAUAUGUGGUAGUGGAAUGGAGAUGCAAGUAGAUGACCCAAAUUUCUUGUCGAACAUUCUUGGAGAAGUUGAAGCUGGUGCUGGUUUGGAAGACAUGGACAUUGGAUUAACUCAAGACACUCAACCUCAUGACGAACUGCAAGUUAGCCGCAGUACAAAGCCAGGAGCAGCCAAGAGGAAAAAGAAUUUCCAUUGGCAGGAAGAUGAAAUUAUAUGCUCGGGCUGGUUGAAUGGGGAAGACAAGUGGAAAUCGAAGAUGAUAGAACUAGUUGAGGUGGAGAAAGAGAAGCAAGCAAGCAAGAAAAAACAGAAGAGUUCCAGGCCGAGGGAUGAAGGAGCCACAUAUGAUGAUGGCACACAUAAUGAUGCCACACAUAAUGAUGCUCUCAUAGAAGCUGAAGCUGAACAAACCUUACCAAAGAAAAGGUCAGAUGGGAUAAAGAAGGUAAAAGCAAAUAUGAAGCGUGGUGGUGGCGAGGCUUGCAUGGAAGCUUUGGACAAGAUGAUGGCAAAGAGGGAGGUUUUGGAGAAGGCCAAAGAAGCAAGGUUCAUGGCUUCACUAGAGGUAGAGAAGGCUGCUCUAGAGCUAGAGAAGAAACGGGUUGCAAGUGAAGAAAAAAAAGCAGAAGCGAAGCUACUGAAAGAGGAAAAAGAUAUUAUGUUAGCAGACAUGUCGUCCCUCACCCCGACCCAGCGUGCAUGGGUUGAGAAGAAGCAGAAGAUGAUUAUGGAGAAGAUGGAGGAAAAUUAA